This is a messenger RNA of Penicillium olsonii, 843 nucleotides long. The record is from the annotation of a GenBank genome assembly. Lineage: Eukaryota; Fungi; Ascomycota; Eurotiomycetes; Eurotiales; Aspergillaceae.
AUGAUUGCGUUACAAAAUCGGCCUAUAUUGCCCCCUGCCAAAGUGGAUAUCUCACUGCUACUAAAGCCCCAGGAUGAGGAAGAGACCCCCGGCUUCCCGCCCAGAUCGAUCGGGCCGCCACUGGGCAUGGGGAUGAUGAUGCCCGGCCCCGCGGCCAUGACCACCAUGACCAUGCCACCUCUGGCCAAGACCGGCACCACGGGGGCCCCCAAGCGGCUGCAGCCCGCCCACACGGCGGAAUCCCCCGCCAAGAAGCAGUCCAAGUGGUCUCCCGAGGAGGACGCCUUGAUCAUCGAACUGCGUGGAAGUGGGAUGAAGUGGGAGGACAUCAGCAAACGACUCCCCGGACGCAGUGCGAUCAGUUGCCGGCUGCAUUAUCAAAACUACCUGGAACGCCGCAGUGAAUGGGACGAGGAUAAGAAGAACAAACUCGCCCGCUUAUACGAAAGAUUCAAAGCCGAAAUGUGGUCCAAGGUGGCCGAGGAAAUGGCCAUCCCCUGGCGGGCGGCCGAAGCCAUGCACUGGCAGCUGGGAGAGCAGGAGAUGGCUCGCCGGGCGGGCGUGGUCCCCUUCUCGCUCUCCAGUACGGCCAUUGAUCCUCCACCCACCAGAACCCGUCGCGCCAGCACCUCUCUCGCCCGGCCGCGAAAAGGCUCUCACUCGCGCGCCAUCCCAGGCCAUGCCCCCGGACAUCCCCCGCAGUUGCCCUCUCUGGAAGAACUGACUGCGGGUGUGCCCGCAUACGCACCCCCACCGCCGCGAGAUUUCUAUGGCCGAGAGAUGGGUAUCCCCCCAGGGCUCAUGGGACCUCAUCUCGGGUUGCCCCCGCGGACGAUGCCUUGA